Meloidogyne enterolobii is the source of this 847-nucleotide messenger RNA. NCBI's taxonomy places the organism in Eukaryota, Metazoa, Nematoda, Chromadorea, Rhabditida, Meloidogynidae. The record is from the annotation of a GenBank genome assembly.
UUUUCUUCUAUUUUUUAAGCGUCCUCAUGGUUUUCAGGCAUUUUAUAAUUUUCUUAGAGUUUGCGGAUGUCCGCAAAUUUUUUGCGGACAAAAUUUGCGGAUGUCCGCAAAUCUUUUAUUUGUCCUUGAAUGCCCCCAUAUUCUUUAUUUCCCUUAAAUUCCCCUCAAAUUUCUCUCUUUUUAUUUUUUAUUUUAUUCUAGAAACUCGUUGGGACCAACCCAAAAGGUUUUACACAGCUGAAGAAUAUGCUGAAAAUUACACUGAAAUUGCUGCAAAAAUAGCAGCUAAAAAUCAGUCUUUAAUUAAUUCUGGGAAUGUUUCUAAUAAUUUUGAAAGGAAUCAGGUGAUACCUCCCAAUUCAGCUCCCCAAUUACCUGCUAGAUUAAAUAAUAAAGUACCUACACCUCUUGAGCGUCCAAAAAAGGAUCAGAAGGAUUAUUUAAAGAAGGAAAGAAAAAGAAGAUGGGACAAUAAUGAAGGUUAAAAAAAAUUUUUUUGAGAAAAAUUUUUUUGAAAAUUUUUAAAAUUUUCUAGAAAAUUUGUACAGAAAAGAUAUAUCUUUAUCUUAACUUUUCCGUCUUCUAUUCAAUAAAUUGAAUAGGAAAAAAUUAAAUUAACCUGAACACCUAAAUUUAAAAUAAAUACACAACUUCUUUCUAAUUCUUUUAUUAUCAAAAACUUUCUUUUUAAUAAGGGAAACACAAAAGCCUACAAAGAUUGAAUGAGAGGGUUUGUAAAGAAAAAAUGAAUGGAAGAAUGAAUAAGAAGUGAAUUUUUGGGGUUUAGGCUUUUGUUUUAAAGCAAAUUUGUGGGCGGAAAAUAUUAAAAAUAUGAACAUAAAAUUUU